AAAUUUCCGCACCCCAGGCUUCGCUUCUGCCGGUUUCGCGAACUCUCUCCAGUCCUCACCUGUCCCCCUCUUAUCUACGGCAAGGACAGCCUCCCGGCGCCGACCUAGGGUUCUGCUGCGGCCGCUCCUGCUCAAGGAGAUGCCUCGCUAUGAUGACCGUUAUGGGAAAUCACGCUUGUAUGUUGGUAGAUUGUCCUCCCGCACUCGUACACGUGACCUAGAAUAUCUUUUCAGCAGAUAUGGCAGAAUACGCGAAGUGGAGUUGAAGCGCGACUAUGCAUUUAUUGAAUACAGUGAUCCUCGUGAUGCUGAUGAUGCACAAUACAACCUAGAUGGCAGGGAUGUUGAUGGUAGCCGCAUUAUUGUUGAGUUUGCUAAAGGGAUUCCACGUGGUCCAGGUGGUUCACGUGAACGUGAAUAUAUGGGAAGAGGGCCGCCUCCAGGAACAGGGCGUUGUUUUAACUGUGGUAUUGAUGGUCAUUGGGCCCGAGACUGUAAGGCUGGUGACUGGAAGAACAAAUGCUACCGCUGUGGAGAAAGGGGCCAUAUAGAAAGGAAUUGCCAGAAUAGUCCGAGAAGUCUCAGGCGCGAGAGAAGUUAUUCACGAUCCCCAUCUCCACGCCGUGGACGUGCCCGCAGUAGGAGCUACAGCAGAAGCCAGAGUUAUUACAGCCGAUCUCGGUCCAGAUCUUUGUCUGAAUCUCCCAGGGGGCGCCGUCGGGAGCAUGAUGAGAGGAGAUCAAGGAGCCUUAGCUACAGCAGGAGCCCCAGGAGAUCUCUCUCCCCAGAAGCAAAGGAAAUGGAUCGCAGCCCCACGCCUGAUGGCAGUCGGAGCCCAAGGCGAUCACUCUCCCCAGAAGUAAAGCACAAUGUUGAUAGCCCUCGGGGGAGGGAGACAAGCAGGAGCCCUUCUAAUGGCUACCGUAGUCCUGUGGCCAAUGGGCGCAGCCCUAGUCUGAGGGGCAAAGACAGGAGCCAAAGCCCUACUAAGGACAACAGGGGCAGCCCAAGUCCAAGGGGCAACAAUGGUAGCCCAAGUCCUAGAGGCAAUGUUGAUGGUGUCAGCCCAAGUCCAAGGGGCAAUGGCAAUGACGAUGUUGACGUCCGUCAGGGCUCAGGCUCGCCAACAGGAAACUCGUCUCCCUGAAUUCUGGAACCUUUUCCCCAGUUUAUGCGCCCUGCUUGUGGAUGCGAUUAUGGUCUUGAUGGGCAUAUGUCCAGUUAAGAUGUUAUGCUAUCUGUUUUUUAUGAACGACAUGUUGUUUUGGUAUUAGACGCCUUGAAGGAUCUGUUAAUCGUUGACUAUGAUUGUUUCAUGGAUGGAUGACGAUUUUAUAUGGAACAUCUGUUUGUCUCACUUAUGUGAAAUGCGAGCUCGCUGAGCUGAAGUGCAAA
This is a messenger RNA of Brachypodium distachyon (stiff brome), 1395 nucleotides long. Its product is annotated as serine/arginine-rich splicing factor RS2Z33. Gene Ontology annotation, biological process: mRNA splicing, via spliceosome. The transcript has 7 exons. The record is from RefSeq and is a predicted model, not a curated record. Bases 140 to 1147 code for a protein of 335 amino acids. Gene Ontology annotation, cellular component: nuclear speck. Lineage: Eukaryota; Viridiplantae; Streptophyta; Magnoliopsida; Poales; Poaceae. Gene Ontology annotation, molecular function: zinc ion binding; mRNA binding.